UUCGUGCUAGGUGCUAAUGCAAAAGCCAUUGGCUUUUUAGAUACCUCCCUAGACCAACAUCUGUACAUACUCCAGAGUACACAUUGCUCGAUUGCCGUGACAAAAAUUGUAAGACAAAAUUUCGAGUUUUGCAUUAUGUGCUGCUGUUUUGUUCAGAAUCUAUGUAAAUAAGAAAGUGUUUGUGUAUUCAUUUAUAAAACUAAUAGUCGCGAGUGCACUUAAGCCACCAACAACUAUGCUACAAAUCAGAAUGGCUUGAAAAAAGCAACAUAAAAGCUAACAGAAUAACCCACACCCCGCACCCGCUGUCGCAGCAAAUGCGCCACUUGGUAUAGAAGGGAGAACAAAGCGCCUCCAUCUCCUGUCUCCGCCUCGACUACGGCAAGGAGCAAUCAGCAGAAGCCAUUAGUCUGAAACAACGACCACCAUUUAUCAUUCAGCAUGUUACAGAAAUGCAUAUUGAUUCUGUAUGGAUUUUGCGUCAUAAAUUUUUGGGGCUGUCGAAUACAAAAUGCCGCUUACUGUGCGAAAGUAACACCUCAAGAUGUGGAAAAGCAACAGACGCAGCAGUUUUCCUCGAGUGACAUUGUCGCCCAAUUCGCUCUGCCGCCAAUCGCAGGCAAUGCCUUUGGACCCAGUUCCACAUCCACGUCGACGGUGACGAGCUUUGUCAAUCGGACUGGCGCUGCCGGAGCUGGCGCAUUGCCUGGGACAAAUGCCCAGUCAAAGAACUAUUUUACUCAUCUGAGCUUUGACAGUAGGCAGAAUGUGUUCUACGCAGGUGCCACAAAUAAAAUUCUGCAAUUAAAUGAAAAUCUGCGAGUGCUUAACCAAGCAAUCACAGGACCGAAGCACGAUGCUCCACAAUGUCAUGCGGGUGGCUGUCCCGAGGAUGUUGAAACAACGCUCGUGAACAACUACAACAAAGUGUUAAUUGUAAGCUAUGCGCAUAACGAUGGAAUUCUUAUAUCUUGUGGCAGUAUUCGUCAAGGUGCUUGUGAAAUCUACAAUCUGCCACGAUUUCCAGCUGCGCCACAAUUCAUCGCAGUGCCUGUGGCUGCUAACGAUGAAUAUGCCACAACGUAUGCCUUCGUAGGGCCCGCUCGUUAUUCAUGGAAAGAGGAAGACAUACUAUAUGUUGGCACCACAUUCACCAAUGUUGGUGACUACCGUCAUGAUGUGCCUGCCAUUUCUUCCCGUCGUCUAGACGACCUUAAUUAUGCCGAAUUCUCGAUAUCACAGUCAAUUAUUAACAUCGAUGUCAAGUAUCGUGAUCACUUUUUGGUUGAUUAUGUAUUUGGAUUCAACUCUUCGGAGUAUGCGUACUUUGUGCUGGUGCAAAAGAAAUCGCAUUUGGCCGAAGAGGCUGGAUAUAUAACACGUCUAGCUCGUAUAUGCAUUACAGAUCCGAAUUAUGACAGCUAUACUGAAAUCACAAUUCAAUGCACAGCAACCGACGAUCAUACAGACUACAAUAUAUUACGUGACGCGAAGAUAACACAUGCUAGCCAGAAAUUGGCACACCAAAUGGGCAUAAAGCGGGAUGAUCAUGUACUUGUUACGGUCUUUUCACCAUCAAAAGAGAUCACCGAUCAGCCGCAGGAUAAAUCAGCCAUGUGUAUCUACAGUUUGAAAGAUAUUGAAGAUGCGUUUAUAGAGAACAUACACAUGUGCUUUAAUGGCACAAUCAAAGAUCGCAAUCUAGGCUAUAUAUCUGGCACAAUAAACGAUGGACGCUGUCCAAUUGUCGGAUCAUUAGGAAAUAUUUUCAACUUUUGCUUCGUAGGAUUGAAAAUAAGUGGUGUGGCACCUGUGACGGCUCAUGCCCUCUUCCAUUUCGAUGUAUCCGUGACGUCAGUUACUGCCACAACAACAGGGCAACACUCGCUGGCCUUCCUAGGGACCGAAGCUGGCACCAUCAAGAAGGUGUUGUUGUCCGGCUCAAAUCCUGGUGAGUACGAGGAGAUUAUCGUCGAUCCCGGCAAUCGCAUCUUGCCCAACACUAUGAUGUCACCCAAGAAGGACUUCCUCUAUGUGCUGUCCAAACGGAAGAUAUCCAAAUUGCGCAUCGAACAUUGUUCGGUGUAUACAAACUGUUCGGCAUGCCUAGAGUCUCGGGAUCCUUUCUGCGGUUGGUGUUCGCUAGAGAAACGCUGCACGGUACGUUCUACAUGUCAGCGGGACACAUCAGCAUCGCGUUGGCUUUCACUGGGCAGUGGACAGCAAUGCAUUGACUUCGAGUCCAUUGUGCCUGACAAAAUUCCCAUUACCGAACUGACACAGGUUCAGUUAAUAAUAAGGACGCUGCCGGAGCCAUUUAAUGCCAAGUACCGAUGUGUUUUUGGCAAUUCAACGCCCAUCGAUGCAGAAGUUUUGGAGAAUGGGCUUUCUUGUGCCACCCCUCCUAUUGAUCAACGUCCUAUUAUCGCUAGCGAUAUGGAUCACGUUCUGGUGCCAUUGUCCGUGCGCAGUUCCGAGACCAACAAGGAUUUCGUUUCGCGAUCCUUUGCCUUCUUUAAUUGCUCUCAUCACAGCACUUGUCAGACUUGCGUGCGCAGCUCAUGGGGUUGCAAUUGGUGCAUAUUCGAUAAUAAAUGUGUGCACAAAUCGGAUCAGUGUCGCAAUAUGGAAAACCCCAUUAGUGGUGAGGGUCAGUGUCCGCACUUGAAGCGAACCAGGGAGCCCAUUUUAUUGCCGGUGCGUGUGCCUAAGGAGAUACGCCUAGAGAUUGAGAAUCUGCCUAAGCCGAAAAGUGCGCAUGCGGGCUUCCUUUGCACUAUCCAAAUAGAGGCGGCUCAAAUGUUGCUGCCGGCUCGCAUUGAGUCCAAUAAGGUGGUCGUUUGCGAGAAAACGCUCUACUUCUAUGAGACCAAUACUCAUGAGUACGAAGCUAAGGUGGACAUUACAUGGAAUCGUCAGCACUAUGUGGAUACGGCUACCGUUAUCCUCUACAAAUGCGAUGUGCUUGGCUCGCAUCGCGAGCACGCCGAUUGCAGCUUGUGCGUAACUCGAGACCCAAAAUAUCAGUGCGCCUGGUGUGGGAAUUCCUGCGUGUACAAUGAGACGUGUGCCCAAGGCGGCAUGAUCGAUGGCUCGGCUGGUGGUGCAUUUAACGCCAUUGCCAAUCCGCCGUUGCGGCAAAAUGAAUGCCCACGUCCGAGAAUUGACAUUAUUAAGCCACUUUCUGGACCCGUUGAAGGUGGCACUCUGGUCACUAUUGAGGGAAGUAAUUUGGGAAUACGCGAAGAAGACGUGCGUGGAAAAAUUUCCAUUGGUUCAGUGCCUUGCGAACUGGUCAAUUAUCAGAUAUCUGUGAAAAUUGAAUGUCGCACUGGGGCGGCGGCCCAUGAGAUGUCAGCGCCAAUUAAAGUGGCCAACGAGGCGGGCUACACCGAGUCCAGCGUACAGUUUCAUUUCAAGGAUGUUCAACUGACUGGCUUAUAUCCGACGGUUGGUCCCAAAUCUGGCGGCACGCAAUUGUCGCUGAUGGGAAAGUAUCUUAAUAUUGGUUCGAACAUCAGAGCAUUCCUCGAUGAAUACGAGUGUCAUAUCAAUGUGACACAAGCCUCAUCCUCAAGACUAACUUGCACCACUUCGGAGGCCACUCAACCAGAGCCUAUACGUUCACUUCGUUUGGUCGUCGAUGGAGCAAAUCGUACAUUUACCUGCCAAAAUUCGCCACUGCCACCAUUCUCCAAUCAACAACAAUUACUGCCACCACAAAGGGGGAACUACGCCUACCAUUACCAUAUGCCGCCACCAAGGCCCUGCUCCAUUUUCAAUUAUACUCAGGAUCCACGCAUUAUGCAAAUAAAACCUUUGCGUAGUUUCAUAAGCGGAGGACGUAUUCUAACAGUACACGGAAUGUACUUGGACUCUAUACAAAAGCCAGAACUAGAGGUUUAUUUCGAUAGUGAACGCGUGAACAAGACCUCCUGUGUGGUAAUUAAUACCAGCCAAAUGGAGUGUCCUUCCCCACCUGUCAACUCCAAGUUCCAAUUACUACGAAAUUCGAUACAAAUGGCACAAUCGCCGGACAAGGACUCACCUCCACCAACGGGCUCAGGAGUCGUAAGGAAACGAAGUAUCCCGUACAGUGAUAAUUUCCACAUUUAUACGACGAUGAGCAAUGCAGGCGCUACGGCUUCUAGCUACUAUUCAUCCAACAACGUUGACGUAGCGGCCUUUGUGAAGGUACAUGAAACUCAAUUGAGUCUGCAGCUCAGUUUUGUGAUGGAUAACGUGCAGCUGGUUCGCGAUUUGAACAAAUAUUUUCAUGAUAUACGUAGCACAAUUGUGUAUGUGGCUGAUCCCAAAUAUUUUCCAUUUCCAAACGAUGGUGUUAAGCUCUACAAAGGGGACACAUUGGUCAUCGAAGGAGAGCUCUUAAAUCUAGCGGCCGAUGAAUACGACGUGAAUGUUACGAUAGGCACAUCACAAUGCAAUAUCACCAGCUUGGCACUCUCGCAACUGCUCUGCAUCCCGCCAGAGAAGCAACCACUGCCCACAGACGAGAAUGGAGUGGAUCAGCCAGUUGAUUUGCCUUUAGUUGUCGUAAAGGUGGGUCGCAAUUUGCGCUUCGUCAUCGGCUACUUGCGCUACGAUCUAAAUAAGCCCUACUCAUUCUCCCAUGCCAUGCCUUGGAUCGCCGUUGCAGUGAUCAUUAUUGUUUGUGUCUGUUUCGUUGCCCUGUUCAUAUACAGUCGUAAGUCAACGCAGGCUGAGCGUGAGUACAAACGCAUUCAGAUACAGAUGAUCACAUUGGAGAGCAAUGUGCGUUCAGAAUGCAAACAGGCAUUCGCCGAACUCCAGACCGAUAUGACAGACUUGUUUGCGGAUCUGGAGAGCACGGGAAUCCCGACGUUAGAUCAUGUCAAUUACAUUAUGAAGGUUUUCUUCCCAGGCGUAUCGGAUCACCCCAUUCUUAACUCCCCGAAAUUGCGUGGCAAUAGUCCGCUGACGAAUUACGAUGCCGCCAUGCUGCAAUUCGAGCAGCUUAUUAGCAAUAAAUACUUUCUGCUCACCUUUAUUGAAACCCUGGAGGGUCAGAAUUCGUUUAACAUACGCGAUCGCGUGAAUGUCGCCUCACUGUUGAUGGUCGUUCUCAUGAAUAAGAUGGAAUAUGCAACAGAGAUAUUAAAAUCGUUGCUAUUGCGUCUGAUCGAUAAGACUCUGGCGAGCAAGCACCCAGAGUUGAUGCUGCGACGCACUGAGAGCGUAGUGGAGAAAAUGCUCUGCAACUACUUGGCCAUAUGCAUGUACGAUUAUCUUAAGGAAUACGCCGGAUCCUGUCUCUUCUUGCUGUUUAAGGCCAUUAAGCAUCAGGUGGAGAAGGGUCUGGUGGAUGCCAUAACCAACGAUGCACGCUAUUCGCUCUCGGAGGAGCGUUUGCUGCAUGAACAGGUCACCCACUCGGUUGUCAUCCUACACAUUCUGCAGGACGACCUCGACGAGAAGGUGCAGUGUCGUGUGAAUGACUGGGACACAAUAUCACAGGUGAAGCUGAAGAUUCUCGAUGCCAUUUUCAAGAACACGCCAUUCUCCAUGCGCCCCUCGGUACAUGAAGUUGAUUUGGAAUGGCGCCACGGUCGCGGAGGACAUUUGACUUUGCAAGACGAAGAUCUUACCACCAAGACCAUUAACGGUUGGAAGCGACUUAACACUUUGGCGCACUAUGGCGUCAAGGAAUCGGCGGUAAUGUCGCUGAUUGCCCGCCAAAUUGACAGCUAUAAUAUGCCGUACAGCAAACAGCAGCCUCCGUAUCACAAUUUUUACUAUAUUAACAACUCACAGAGUCAUAUUAUAAUCAACAACGAUAUCGAAUCGGGGCUGCAACAGCCGCGCAUUUACCAUCUAGUAAAACCCGUAAUACCCGACCACUAUAUGAACAUCAAGAACUCGGCAAUGUCGGGCACAUUGUCUGGGGCUCCAGCCGCACAUUGCAUCAGUGGCAGUGAGCGUGUGAACAAAACCAUACCUGAAGUGUACUUGACGCGCCUGCUCGCUACAAAAGGUACCAUACAGAAGUACGUCGACGAUUUCUUCGCAACGAUCCUGACUGUUAACGAGGAACUGCCACCGGCAGUUAAAUGGCUCUUCGAUCUGCUGGAUGAGGCGGCUCGAAGGCACGAUCUGGCCGAUUCAGAUAUUCUGCAUGCGUGGAAAUCGAACAGUUUGCCACUACGUUUUUGGGUGAACUUUAUUAAAAAUCCCGACUUUAUAUUUGAUGUGAAUAAAACAUACGCUGUGGAUUCUUGCCUUAGUGUCAUAGCGCAAACGUUUAUGGAUGCCUGCUCGACAACAGAGCAUAGACUGGGCAAGGACUCGCCCUCAAAUAAGUUACUCUUUGCAAAGGAUAUACCACAGUAUCGAAAGAUGGUCAAGGAGUUUUAUCGCGAUGUCGCGCGACUGCCACAAAUAAGUGAUCAGGAAAUGAACACAGCCAUGCAACAGCUAUCCGUGCAACAAACUGAGGAGUUCGAUACAAUAUCGGCUUUGAAGGAACUAUACAUUUAUAUUACCAAGUAUAGAGAGCAAAUAAUGGAUGCUCUUCAGUCGGACAUAAAUUGUAAAAAAAUGAACCUAUCCCUUAAACUUCAGAACGUUGCCUGCACGCUGGACGGCGAGGACACUUCCAAAUGCUGACAAGAACAUGUCGAACUCUCAAAUCUUAACCUCAAUCGCAAUCUCAUCUUCGAGUUCACAAUGCGAAUUACGCUAUUCGCUUUUUGCGUCCGUACGCAAGGGCACUGUAUAAACGUUAUUAUAUUUUUCAAUUUAGACGCGGUCCCGAUUCUCAACAUGUGCCAAUGCAAUAAUCUCUAACUUCACGCUCUCAUAAUGGUGCAUAUCGAGUAAGGCGUCUCUGCUUGGUACUGUCUUGUACAACUCUGAGAAGAAGAGGAGGUAUGCGGCGUCAAUGUUUGUACUUACUGCAAGUAAGGAUAUAGGCUAAUAGCUAAUCUCGAACGAUGUAGGAAAAGCUAUAUAGCUUUAGCAGUCGUAUGACUAGCCUGUAUUGCAAACGCGAACUGUCCUUCGACCUCAAUUUCAGCCAGAAGUGUGCAGGACAAGAUAUACAUAUGAUGAGCACAAAUCACCACAUCACAAAUACAAUUAAUCAAAAGACAGUAGAACAGUUAAUCUCGAAUCGGUAUAGCGUUUACACAGGCACUCACUCUCACACAAGCAAACACAAAUAUACAUAUAUAUGUAUACAUAUAUGUAUAUGCAUUUAUGUAUUUCUAUACAUGUAUGUAUACAUGGUAAAUAUGCCAAUGCAUUUAUAUACAUACAUAUUUACCCUUGCAUAGCAUCGAUAUGUUUUACGACUGAAUUCUACACAAAACAUGCAACACAGCAAACAAACAAACAAACAAAAAAAAAACAUAAGCAAAAGGAUAAAUUAGUAAAGAGUAAACAAAUGAAAAGUCUGCUUGAUAUUGAGCACAAAUUUGUUAAAGCCAAUAUUAAUUGCAUUUAUAUUGAAUUUUAUAUUAUGUUAAGGUUAGAAUUAGUCAUAUACACGUCUACAUACAUACAUACAUGCACAUCCAUUAACAUACAUACAUACAUACUUCCCAUGUAUUACCCAUUUGUAAUGGGAAUUUCUCGAGUCUACUUAAUAGAAUAGAUGUUGGAUACACAUGCCAGCUCCUUCUCUACCUCCAUCUCUAUCUCCAUUUCCUCUCUCCAUCUCUAUUUCCAUCUCCAUCUGUAUCCGAUUAGCACAGUCGUGAUAAUGCAGCAUUAGCAUCAGGCGACAGCAAAUGGUGCGAGCGAGACCGUCAUAUUUAAUUAUAAGAGACAGCAAAUGAGAUACGCAGUCGUUGAUGAUUAUAAUCACAACGUACGUGCAUUUAUCAUAUAUGAGUACAUUUAUUUAUACAUAUAUAUUCUCUUUUAAUAUUUGUAUUGUAUUUUUUUUUUAAUUAUUUAUUUUUACUUUACUUUUAAAAAAGCAAACACUUUAUGUCUUUAGAGAAAGAGCCAAUCAAAUUGUACAUUAUUAGUUACUUGUCUCGCUCGCACACACUUGCACGCUGCUCUCGAGCAAUUAUAAUGUUGGAUUGUCACGGCAUUUAAGUGAAACACACACGGAAUAUUUAGAGUGACAGUUUGAUGAUAAAUUCAGAAAACUGCUUCUUCAUCUGGUUUUUAUGGCAUUUUCCUGCCUAGGAGAGUAGACUCUAAAUUUUGGUACAAAAAUUAUCAGUCUACCCUUUGCCUGUGAAGGUAAAGUAGUAUGUCCGAGAUGUGGAAAUAAUUCUACAUACACAUUUCGUAUUUGCUUGCCACCUUCAAUUGAUGGAUGCCAUACAGACAUACAUACAUAAAUAAAUACAUAUUGUAGAUCUUCCCCCUUUCGUUUUGCUCAACAUACUGAGCGUAGUAUUUUAGAACAUGUGAUAUGUAUUAUAAUAAGGAUUUUCGCAAUAUUUCAAUUACAAGUGGUAGUGGGACUCAUUCCAAUAUUUAUGCAAAUUGCCCGCAAAUACUGAUUACAUACAUAUGUAUACAUAUAUACAUGCAUUUAUGAAUACCCAUUACCGAUUAUCAAUUACCGAUUGCGAACUUUUAUUUUGUUCAGUGUAUAUGAUACAAUUGAAGGCAUGCUAAUAACUUCUUGCCUACAAAUCUAUAUAGCAUACAUAUACCUUAUUCCGCCCUAUUCACCGUCUAUCUUAAAUCACCCAACAAACAUUUUCCUCAGUAUUAGGACACACUCGCUUCCCCAUCAUUUUCCGCAUGCCCCCCAAACAAAUUUUCGAUAAUACCUACAAAAAACUCGUGCAGCUAAGGUAGAAGUGACAUUAGAAUUUCGACUCUUUAGAUUGGAUAUACAUACAUACAUAUAUGUGCAUUUAUGCACAAUAUAAGCCCUGAAUCCCCUCCUUAUCUUUAAACAGUACCCCCCUCACUCAAUCAAUGACUCCUUUCACUGAACUCACAUAAGUACACGCCGUUUUGUAAAUUGAAUACAUGCACACAUAAGGACUUUUACAUAAGGAACACGCAGACACAUACAUACGAAUAUAAACAUACAUACAUACAUAGAAUUUAAGCUAAGUGUAGAAUCUUAUAGUACAUACAUACAUAGGCUACUAUGUAGAACACAAACAAACACACACGCAAUGUAAUUAUGUAUUUACUAUUUUUAAUAAAGUUAAUUAAAUCA
This is a messenger RNA of Scaptodrosophila lebanonensis, 9178 nucleotides long. It is a transcript of the gene PlexB, whose product is annotated as plexin-B. Gene Ontology annotation, biological process: regulation of cell migration; regulation of GTPase activity; motor neuron axon guidance. The transcript is spliced from 5 exons. Lineage: Eukaryota; Metazoa; Arthropoda; Insecta; Diptera; Drosophilidae. Gene Ontology annotation, molecular function: protein binding; semaphorin receptor activity. The record is from RefSeq and is a predicted model, not a curated record. The coding region runs from base 442 to 6645 and encodes 2067 amino acids. Gene Ontology annotation, cellular component: semaphorin receptor complex.